GUGUUCCAAUAUUGUACAGUUUUAUUUAAGUGGUCAAAAAGUUCAAUUUAAAUUUAUUUCUACAACUAAAAGUUCGGCAAACAGUCAAUCAUCACCAGGAGUGGUUCUAAACAAGCACUGAAACGGAACAAUCUUCGAAUUAUCGCUCGCACUCAACAAAACGAAGGGGAACGAGAAUAAGCCAGCAAGGAAUCAAGUUUAGAAAGUUUGAAUUAUGUAGGACAUGAUACAGUUAUCAGUGUUAUUCAACAACAGUUCCAGUGUUAAACUGCAGUACAUUUCUGUCCGAGAACCUAGUGAUCAGUCAUAAUGUUAAACAUACUGGAUAUUAUUUUCCUAGGCUUAGCUUUCGCGGUCACUUUUACCGGUGUUCUCAUUAAUAAUUUCGAAAAACAUGUGCCUGCUUUUAUUAUAAAGGGCUACAGAUACGGCAGCUUCGCGUAUAAAGGUUCUGAUGCAAAUUUCUUGCAGUUAAUAGAGAUUCCAAAGGCUUGGUACAGACAUUUCUAUUUGUUUUCAUCAUUAUUCGGUGGAGUAACAUUGUUUUAUAUGAUAUUGGUUUAUUGUUGGGGUUUCACUGUGAACGAAUAUGUGAGAUUUAUAUUGAGGUUGUUACUUGAGCAAGAAGAAGCAUCAGUAUCCGUAACAGCAGCUGUUGUUACAAUGACACUCCUUACAAUCCAAUGUACAAGAAGGUUGUAUGAAACCUAUUUCGUGCAGGUUUUUGCUAAAACCAGCAAAAUGAAUCUGAGUCAUUACCUAGCAGGCAUUAUACACUAUUUUGCCUGCAUUGUGGCUGCUGUUGGCCAAGCCCCAUUGUUUUGUGGCAAACAAAACCGAGAAGGGAUCGUGUGGAAUGACGCAUGGACAUCAAUCUUCAUCGUACCAUGCUCGAUCACAUUCCUCGCGUGUUGGUAUGAGCAGUUCAAGACGAACCUUAUUUUCGCGAACCUCCGUAAAGAUAAGAAAACUGGUACAGUGGUCAGCGAGGCACAUACGGUGCCGCACGGCAGGCUGUUCAAUACAGUGUCGAGUCCGCACAGAUUGUGCGAGGUCGUGAUGUACACUGUACUUUUAUUUCUGAUGCCGACUAAGACAUUCUUCUGUAUAUAUCUGUGGGUGCUUGGUAAUCAGAUUCAAACCGCCAUCCAAGCGCACGAAUGGUACAUCCAGACUUUCAAGAACUAUCCAAAGAAUAGAUGGGCCAUCUUCCCUCAAUUAGUUUAGUAAAACGAGACUGAAAUUAUAAUUACGUAUUUGUAAUCUUAUAAAAAAAUGGCACAGUCCAACAAUUUAUCUGUUCACGGAGUAUAUUGCCCUACGUAAAAAUAUUAAAUCGUUAUGAAUGUAAUUAAAAAAUCACUUGUCUGCCUUCACGCCAAAUACCUCUUUUUAAUAUUGGCGAAAUAAUUGCAAUAACAAAACAAACUGCCCGAGUUUCUUGUUCGCGUCAAGAACCGUAUUUUAUUUAAAAUUAUUGCGUUUAUGGAUAUAUUAUCUGUUCCACUGUUUUUCUAAUCGCAUAGAUAUUUUCAAAUAUUUUGUAGGGAUGACAAGAUCUUAAGUAAAGUGGACAUAGAUACCUGUUGGCCUUGCCUGUAAAAGGUCGCCAAGUUAUAGCUCCACUUCUAAUUUUAAGACCGCAAUGUGAAUAAAAUACAAUAUAAAAUCCCUCUUUCAGACGUGUGAAAAAACAAUAUGAAAAUGAUGUGUAUAGUGUGGGGAAAGGAGAAAAAAUAUGGUAAAUCUGAUCGAAAAAGGCUGAUAUGUUGUAAACAAGAAUAUUUAUUACUUUUAAAUAGAGGCUUUAUUUAUUGUAUAAAGAAAAAGAAAUGUUUAUCUCCAAUAUUUUACAUUAGUCAAACGAAAACAUAUUUUGAAUAAAAUAAAUUGUUUUAAUUUA
Messenger RNA from Amyelois transitella, 1903 nucleotides. RefSeq names its product polyprenol reductase. The coding region runs from base 310 to 1227 and encodes 305 amino acids. NCBI's taxonomy places the organism in Eukaryota, Metazoa, Arthropoda, Insecta, Lepidoptera, Pyralidae. Gene Ontology annotation, cellular component: endoplasmic reticulum. The record is from RefSeq and is a predicted model, not a curated record. Gene Ontology annotation, molecular function: 3-oxo-5-alpha-steroid 4-dehydrogenase activity. Gene Ontology annotation, biological process: dolichol-linked oligosaccharide biosynthetic process; polyprenol catabolic process. The transcript has 4 exons.